This is a messenger RNA of Exophiala spinifera, 1527 nucleotides long. RefSeq lists its product as uncharacterized. NCBI's taxonomy places the organism in Eukaryota, Fungi, Ascomycota, Eurotiomycetes, Chaetothyriales, Herpotrichiellaceae. The coding region runs from base 1 to 1527 and encodes 508 amino acids. The record is from RefSeq and is a predicted model, not a curated record. The transcript has a single exon. Gene Ontology annotation, molecular function: ubiquitin binding. Gene Ontology annotation, cellular component: endoplasmic reticulum.
AUGUCGACCCCAGAUAUCUCGCAGUUGGACUCUGCACAGCAGGAGGCUUUACAAACAUAUACUUCCGUGACAGAUCAAGACCCUAUCGCGGCGAUACCGCUUCUGCAGAGAUGCGAGUGGAAUGUACAGAUAGCCAUCGCUCGCUUCUUCGAUGGAGAACCGGCGGUUGAUCCGGUUGCCGAAGCACAGGCUGCUCUUCCUGCUGCUACCGCUCGACACACCUCGAACCUGCGGUACGAGUCUCUGCUGGCCGCGACGAGGCCUCCUGUCUCGCGACCGAGCCCGGAAGAUGUCGUUCAGCGAGUCGACACGAGCGCGGCCAUCGAGACACAGUACCGUCCGUCUUUCUUGUUUUCAAUCAUCUUCACUCCGGUCAACAUACUUUACCGGGUUUUCACCACAUUAUUCUCUCCCUUGGGCUUCCUAGUUCCUACCUCUUUGUCACGCAUAUUCAACCGUCUAGUUCAACAGCAGUCGAGACCAGCCCGAAGAGCCUUACCCCCCGCUGAAAACGCAAGACGGUUCAUUCGUGAAUUCAGCGAAGAAUAUGGAGAGAACAGCCUUCCGUUCCAAGAGUCGGGAUUCAAUUUGACCCUGGACAACGUAAAGAAAGAUUCGAAGUUUCUACUGGUGGUGUUGCUCUCUCCUAGUCACGACGAGAACCACAAUUGGGUGCAGGAAACUUUGAUGUCAACCCAGAUGAAAUCAUUCCUGGAUUCACAUAAAAAUGAACUUGUCCUCUGGGGUGGGAAUGUUCGAGACUCAGAAGCAUACCAGGUGUCUGCAAAUCUUCAAUGCACGAAAUUCCCUUUUGCCGCCUUAGUUUGCCAGACCACUGAGUCUGGUUCAUCUGCCAUGACUGUGGUGAUGCGCGCAGCUGGGCUGAUGUCUGCUUCCGAGCUUGUUGCCAAGUUGGGAGCGGCUUUGACUACGCAUCAGGCGCAGCUCGGGGCGACUCGUGCUCAGCGGGCUGAGCAAGAAGCUUCACGUAGUCUACGACAGGAGCAGGACUCUGCAUACGAACGCUCGCUAGCCCAAGAUCGUGAGAGAGCACGCCUAAGGCGGGAACAAGAAGAAGCGGCAGCUCGAGCAGAGCAGGAGGCACAGGAACGAUUGAGACUAAUCGAAGAAAGAAAGGAAAAGAUUGCUCAGUGGAAGCAGUGGCGUGCACAGUCAUUGCCGGACGAACCUGGUAUCGAUGCUAAAGAUGCCAUCAGAGUCAGUGUACGUAUGCCAUCUGGUGAACGAGUGAUUCGCAAGUUUCGGCCCGACGCUGAUCUUGAUGAACUCUAUGCAUUUGUCGAUUGUUAUGACAUAGUCAAGAGCAGAGAAUCUGGGCACGUUCAGAGCGACGUGGUUGAGCCAGAUCAUUAUGAUCACGUAUAUUCCUUCCGGUUGGUCUCGCCCAUGCCCAGGACAGUAUAUGAAUUGGGAACAGGAGGGUCAAUUGGGGAGCGCGUUGGCAGGGGCGCCAACUUGAUUGUCGAACCGAUAGAUGAAGAUGGUGAAGAUGGGGAUGAUCAAUGA